AUGCAUCCAGCUUUACAGCGAGACUUGUGUUAUGGUAUGCGACCAACCCGCCGUCAUAUAACCAGUCACGACCAAAAUGGAGCAAGCGUUGUCCUCGCCUCGCCAAAUUUACUCUAUCUCGAUCGAGGUGGGUAUGCGAUUACCCGUACAUAUGCACUGGACCAGGUGCCAGCACAGCUUGGGAAGGACCAGGACUUGAACGCUUACCUUUCCUCGGAUGGCGACAACUAUCCCACAUCACAGCUCCACGGGGGCAGCCAACCUGUGGUUCCAGGAGGCGUGAACUUCUUACAGGGAGACUUCGGUCCUUCUGCGAUCACCCCGAUGCAUCGAACCAUCUCUGUCGACUAUGUAGUAGUUGUUGAGGGAGAACUGGUCCUUGAAUUGGACGAUGGAACCAAAACACCUCUCAAAAUCGGGGACUCCGUGAUUCAGCGAGCAACCAUGCACCGUUGGGUGAAUCCGUCCGUUGACAAACCUGCACGAUUCGUCGCCACUACAGUUGCUUGCAUCCCAUUCGAAAUUGAAGGGCAUCUCAUCCAGCAAGAGUAUUCGGAUUAG
Molecule: messenger RNA, 561 nt
Organism: Penicillium crustosum
Lineage: Eukaryota; Fungi; Ascomycota; Eurotiomycetes; Eurotiales; Aspergillaceae
Exons: 2
Coding region: 1-561 (186 amino acids)
Source: RefSeq, a predicted model, not a curated record